This is a messenger RNA of Dipodomys spectabilis (banner-tailed kangaroo rat), 2419 nucleotides long. It is a transcript of the gene Tada2b, whose product is annotated as transcriptional adaptor 2B. Lineage: Eukaryota; Metazoa; Chordata; Mammalia; Rodentia; Heteromyidae. The record is from RefSeq and is a predicted model, not a curated record. The coding region runs from base 27 to 1289 and encodes 420 amino acids. The transcript has 2 exons. Gene Ontology annotation, biological process: chromatin remodeling; regulation of transcription by RNA polymerase II. Gene Ontology annotation, cellular component: SAGA-type complex; nucleus. Gene Ontology annotation, molecular function: zinc ion binding; chromatin binding; transcription coactivator activity.
GCCGGGCGGCGGGCGAGCGGGGAAAGAUGGCGGAGCUCGGUAAGAAGUACUGCGUGUACUGCCUGGCCGAGGUGAGCCCGCUGCGCUUCCGCUGCACCGAGUGCCAGGACAUCGAGCUGUGCCCCGAGUGCUUCUCGGCCGGCGCCGAGAUCGGCCACCACCGCCGCUACCACGGCUACCAGCUGGUGGACGGCGGCCGCUUCACGCUCUGGGGGCCCGAGGCCGAGGGCGGCUGGACCAGCCGCGAGGAGCAGCUGCUGCUGGACGCCAUCGAGCAGUUCGGCUUCGGCAACUGGGAAGACAUGGCCGCGCACGUCGGUGCUUCCCGGACCCCGCAGGAAGUGAUGGAGCACUAUGUGAGCAUGUACAUCCACGGGAACCUGGGCAAGGCCUGCAUCCCCGACACCAUCCCCAACCGCGUGACCGACCACACCUGCCCCAGCGGGGGGCCUCUCUCGCCCAGCCUCACCACACCGCUGCCUCCGCUGGACAUCUCGGUGGCAGAGCAGCAGCAGCUGGGCUACAUGCCACUGCGGGACGACUACGAGAUAGAGUACGACCAGGACGCGGAGACGCUCAUCAGCGGGCUCUCGGUGAACUACGACGACGACGACGUGGAGAUCGAGCUCAAGCGCGCCCACGUGGACAUGUACGUGCGCAAGCUGAAGGAGCGCCAGCGCCGCAAGAACAUCGCCCGCGACUACAACCUGGUGCCCGCCUUCCUGGGGAAGGAGCGGAAGGAGAAGGAGAGGGCGCCCAAGCGCAAGAUCACCAAGGAAGAGAAGGAGCUGCGGCUGAAGCUGCGGCCGCUCUACCAGUUCAUGUCGUGCAAGGAGUUUGACGACCUGUUUGAGAACAUGCACAAGGAGAAGAUGCUCCGAGCCAAAAUCCGAGAGCUGCAACGCUACCGGCGGAACGGGAUCACCAAGAUGGAGGAGUCGGCCGAGUACGAGGCCGCCAGGCACAAGCGGGAGCGGAGGAAGGAGAACAAAAACAUGGCCGGCUCCAAGAGGGGGAAGGAGGAUGGCAAGGACGGCGAGUUCGCAGCCAUCGAGAACCUCCCUGGGUUCGAGCUGUUGUCCGACCGUGAGAAGGUGCUGUGCAGCUCCUUGAACUUGAGCCCCGCGCGCUACGUGACGGUGAAGACCAUCAUCAUCAAAGACCACCUGCAGAAGCGGCAGGGCGUGCCCUCCAAAAGCCGCCUCCCCAGCUACCUGGACAAGGUCCUCAAGAAAAGGAUUCUGAACUUCCUCACGGAAAGCGGGUGGAUAGCCAGGGACGCCUCCUGAGGCCAGGGCGCCGCUGGAGCCGCUGUGAGUCGCCCACCGGGGCUGGGGGCGCACUUUUGCCCUUCCCCGGCCUCUGGUGUCAAGGUAUUGAUGCUCUCUCCAUCCUCUGAAAGAAGCAAUAGCAACAGUCUUACAUUGGAUCACGGGGGAGACAAAUACGUGUCUAUUUUAACUUCGUCCUAAAAGUAUCCUUUAAGGUGACGAACUGCCUUGUGUGUUCCGUGGGCAGAGGGCGGACGGGGCGGACGCUGGCCUUCUUUUGGGUGAGCCUUCCUCCCUUCAGGUGGGUGCCAGGGCCUGGGCUGCCCACCAUCAGCUCUGCCCUGGUGACACAAGCUCUUCUCAGGCAAGUUGCUGUUGGCGCCCCUUUUCUGAGCCCACUGCUGCCCCAGCUGACACCCCAACACAGCCCCGGCACGCAGCACUUUACCUGGAGGCAGGCCAUGCCCAGAGCUCUUCGCUGUGGAGGCCCAAGACCACCACCAGGCACACUGGCGCUGCGCCCCUGAAGAGGAAGAACCCCUCGUUGGCACAGUGAGCCUGGGGUUUCCCUGCCUCGUGUAGCACGGCCCGCCGGCCCUCCAUGCCUUCUUGCAUCCUUGUCCCUGGGAAGGCAAAGCGCUCGGGGAAGGGACACAGGGUUGUCAGGGGGCCGCUGCACCUGUAGGACGUCUUAGGCCAAUAGACCCUGCUUUACAAGGCAAGGCUGACGCCCGGGGCUCCAAGCCUGGGUGUCGGCUCCCUCAGGAUUUUCAGCCCAGUUGUACAUAGGACCGUGCUACCUGGCUAAGCAGAUGGUCCAGGGCAUGGCUGUGCCUACCAGCUGCUAGCUGGGCAGGGCCAGGGUCCAGCUCCAGGGGCUCUGGUGAGUGUGGGGAGCACUGGCUGUGCCUUGGAGCCCGGUGCUGCUUCUGUUCACUGUUGUGAAACAAACCCAGAAACAACUUCUCAGCCCAACUGGAAAGCUCGUUUCUGGGGCUCCCUUUAAGGUCGUACAUGGUACCUUCCUAAACCUGAGGAAGGCGUUUGUCUUCCCGCUGCUCAGGGUUCUUAUGCCCAGACCCUGCUUUAGAGUCCUGGAGUGACCACAGAUCCCACCCCACCUCCUGCUCCGUCAAGCUUAUCCUCCC